This is a messenger RNA of Botrytis sinoallii, 1899 nucleotides long. RefSeq lists its product as uncharacterized. Lineage: Eukaryota; Fungi; Ascomycota; Leotiomycetes; Helotiales; Sclerotiniaceae. Gene Ontology annotation, biological process: regulation of DNA-templated transcription. The transcript is spliced from 6 exons. Gene Ontology annotation, molecular function: zinc ion binding; DNA-binding transcription factor activity, RNA polymerase II-specific. The record is from RefSeq and is a predicted model, not a curated record. Bases 1 to 1899 code for a protein of 632 amino acids.
AUGGUUAACACUGGAAAGCCAUCCAGAGGAUGUUAUCUCUGCAGAUCUCGGCGAGUCAAGUGUGAUGAGAAAAAGCCAGGCUGUGGUAACUGCCAAAGGUUGAAGCGCGAUUGUCCUGGAUAUCGACCAAUCUUUGACGUUAUGCAUCGUAAUGGAUCGAGUUCGGCACAGCGCAAAACGUCUCAUGCAAUCGCAACCACAGCAGCCCUUGCUACAAUUCAAAUGGCUCGCCCUCAUAAUCGGAGUAAAUCUGAAUCUAAUGUAAUACCUUAUACACGAUGGAGACCAAGGCAAAACUCUUAUCCAGACGUCCAGAGAUUGAUAGAAGCAAUACAGAAUGGAACACAAUUAGCAUUGGCGCUGGCUACCUUCGGGAAUCAACCAAAUGCUAGGAUGCUGAAGCCAAAAGCCGAGCAGGCCUACUUGAAGGCAUUACGUCACGUCACUAACGCCAUAGGCGAUCCUAAACAAGCCACUCAAGAUACAACACUUGCAGCGGUUAUGUUACUUGCGUUAUUUGAGACCAUGGCAUAUAGUCUCGUAAAAGAGAAGGAAGGCUGGAACACUUGGAAUUCCCAUGUGACUGGUGCAACAGCCCUUUUGAAGAUGCGCGAUGUAGAAGGUCCGAUGACUCCUUUAACUUUGGAAUUGAUAUGGACCGUGAAAGUACACUUGAACCUAAGUUGUCUCCUCAACGGAAAGAUGCUCGAUAUCCCAGCGGAAUGGAAUGAAGUCCUUACUAAGAGAAGGGACAAAUCCAGGGGCGGCCCGACAAUGUGUAAUCGUCUUCAAUGGAAAGUUGCGGAAGCGCGUGUUGAAUGUGACAAACUUAUGGCCAGCGCGAAACGAACUCCCCAAGACUUCGAAAAUGUCCUGAAUUUGAUGCGAAAAGCUGAAGCCAUAGAACAAAGCUACUCGGAAUGGGCGGAAUCAAUGCCAGCUCAAUGCAAUUAUAAGCCCAUAGGAUGGAUCGACGCUAUACCGGAAGAGAAAUAUGCCGAAUCUAAAUAUUUUCCUGGUAAGAUCGACAAGUAUCACGAAGUUUGGGUAGCUCAUAUUUGGAAUCUCUCCAGAGGAUCGCGAUUACUCAAUAAUAGUACUAUCGUCCGAUGUGCUGCCUGGCUAUGCUCACCACAAGAUUACCGAACUACUGUGGAGUAUGAGAAAGCUAUGAUAGCCGGAAAAGAAAUGAUUCGGGACGUUAUUGCCAGCGUCCCUAAUUGUCUCGGGGAAAUACCAACAGCUAUGGAUAUCAAAAUCCCUUCUGAGCACAGCUUCGCGUGCGGAGAUGAAAGAGAUGCCCAUGCGAAAGGCCUAUCUGGACUUUUUAUAUUGUGGCCUUUGUUUUCCGUCGCUACUUCAGAUUUUGUUAGCAAAUCGCAAAGAAUAUGGGUCCUAGGAAGGAUGAAGUAUGCGGCAGAGGAGUUGGGAGUUAGCCAAGGAUCUACUGUAUAUUCAGAGCAAAAAUGUUCUGUACGAAUUCCAUCUUCGAUGUUGGAAAAAGACGGCCUCAUGCCUUCAAGGGUAGAGGAAAUCUUGAACCUUCAGAUUCCUCCUAUUCAACAAACUUUUGAGAAUGUUGACGAAAUCUGGACCGAAAGGACCGAUAGGUUUUCUCAUUAUCCAACUCCAAGCCCAACAUCGACUUCUGCAUGUUCGCCGAAGGCCCAACAUGAUUGGACAUUGUUGAACACCGAAUCUCUCGAUAUGAAUACAAUGAACAAUUGGCCGCAUCAGACUCAGUCUAACUGGUUCAAUCCAAACUUGGAUACCAAUGUCAUCACCUCAGCAGAGCCAGCUCAACAAACGUUGGCAGUUCCAAAUCCUCAUUCAGACCCGGUUGAAUCUCAACGAGACAGAAUAUAUCACGGGAGAUUUACGGAAAUAUGCAAGAUAUGA